Molecule: messenger RNA, 2934 nt
Organism: Neodiprion fabricii
Lineage: Eukaryota; Metazoa; Arthropoda; Insecta; Hymenoptera; Diprionidae
Product: homeobox protein Nkx-2.5-like
Exons: 3
Coding region: 618-1784 (388 amino acids)
Biological process (GO): regulation of transcription by RNA polymerase II; cell differentiation
Cellular component (GO): nucleus
Molecular function (GO): RNA polymerase II cis-regulatory region sequence-specific DNA binding; DNA-binding transcription factor activity, RNA polymerase II-specific
Source: RefSeq, a predicted model, not a curated record
GACCGCAUCACGGACCGAGAGAUCACAUCGUCCCAAUUAACCGUUUCACUGGAUUUUACUAAGUAGUCGUUGUGUCACAUUUAGUGACGUCUCCCCGCCUCACGUGCUAGUGCAGUAAACCUUCAAGUGUCUUACGGUCGUUAGUGUAUAUUACAAACGUCAGAAGUGGAUGUACGAGGUUUUAUUACGCUGUAAAAUCGCUAAGCGUAAUUCCUCCCGAAAUCCUUACACAUCGAGGUGUCAAACUCAACGAGGAUCCUCCUCGGGAUUGAAGAGGUGCCGAAAUAUUUCGCGACAAAUUCAGUGACACGUGCGUGAUCGGUCUCGGCUGAUUGAUAAAUUUCCAUUUUUUGUUCGUUCGAGAAUUUUUUAAGCGGAGAUUGAAGUGUGACAGUGAUCGGUGCGGCAUUUAAAUAUUGUUGGAUAAAACCGGUCUUGAUAAUUUGAAGAAGUCACCCAGUGUGUAAAAGUAAUCCAAAUUCUUUCUAUACGGGACAGAUUGCUUCCGCUGCAUACGUAAUCAGGGAAAUUUAGAAAACGAGUGAUUGUGGAUUUGAAAAUAAAAAAACAAACAUUUUACGAACGUUGAGAGGUAUUAGACUUGAAAAUGUGUUAGAAUGCUGUCGUCCUUCACUUCGGCAACCCCGUUUAGCGUCCGCGAUAUCCUGAACGAAGAUCAGCAAUUUUGUGCCAUGGAUUGCUAUCCACAACAGCAACAACAGCAACCUCAACCACAACAGCAUCUCCCACAAGAUUACUACACGUAUAACAUAGUGCCGGAUAACAACUGGGAGGUAGAAAAGUACAAAGAGCAACAAGGAGUAAUUUCCGGCUACCAGAAUUACCACCCCGAAAUGAAUCACGUUCACCAACUGAGUCAAGUCAUGCCGCCGUAUCAGGAGACCUCGGUUGCCGAGGAUGGAAACGUGGUAACGUCCAGCAAAACUGAACUUCGAAAGAGUCAGUCCGGGAAAAGAUCAAAGCGAAAGCCCCGAGUGUUAUUCUCGCAGACCCAGGUAUACGAACUGGAACAACGCUUCAAGCAGCAAAGAUACCUGAGCGCUCCGGAGCGAGAGUUACUCGCCCAGACAUUGAAGCUGACGAGUACGCAGGUGAAAAUUUGGUUCCAAAACCGGCGGUACAAGAACAAGCGGGCGCGACUCGAGGACGCGGAAAAGAUGCAGGCACAGAACAUGAAGAAUCAGUCCCUGAAGAAGAUCCCGGUACCGGUACUGAUCAAGGACGGAAAACCGAACAUCCAGGACGCGUACAGCACGCCUUACUGGCCGAACCUGCGGCCUGAAAUCGGGAUGGGAAUGCAGCCGGCUGAUUUCCGCUCCGGAGACGUCAGGCUGAGCCCGGAAUUCAGGGGAAAUCAUCAACCCGACAUGCGUCUCGACACGAGCGUCAGCCCGGAGUUCCGAUCGGAUCUGAAUUCGGAACUCAGCGGACGGUCCAGCUUGAACUCCGAUGUGCACAGACACAUAAGUCCCGAGUUCAGGGCGAAUUUAACGCCGGAAGUUCGCCCGGCGAUGCAGUGCGACGGAAGAUUGGUGAAGACCGAGUGUUGCGUGAAUCUCUCCAGCGAUGGUUCGCCCUAUUCCGAUCACAAGAUCGUCGGCGUCGAGGCCAAGCCGAUGACGAACGAAAACAGAGUAGUGCCGGAAAUUUUGGGUACGGAUUACAAUUUCUCAAACUACUUGGGCCCGCCGAAUUAUCAGAUGCAGUACGUAAACUACAUGGACCAGGUUCCGAUUGAACAGAACCUUCAGAGGCUGUGGUAGUGCAAUAUCAUUUUAGGCUUCGCUGCGCCAACGCUUAACCAAAAUUAUAACCAAAAAGUAUUCACUAGGAUUAUUUAGGAAGUUUGAGUAAGCAGGCUGACGUUCAAGUAGGAUGAUAAUACUCAACGUAAAUAGGCUAGUUAACGAAUAUAUAGGACACGUUAUUGGCAGCUGUAUUUUCUAGAGUAGCUGUAGGAUAGUUUUUUGUUCUCUAUGUUUUAAGUGCCGCUCAAGAGAGCAGGGCGGAAAUUGUUUGAGUGCUUUUUGCGGAAGCAUCAAUUCAAACCUAUUCAACCUGUGUCUUCGCCAAAAACUGCAGUUGACGCAUUCUGUUAAAUUACGUUGCGAAGUUCAAAAUUUCUGUAUCGCAUUAGAAUUAUCGUUAUAACUAUUAUUAUUAGUAGUAGUAACGCCGUUCGUGUACGAUGGAAAAUUUAUUUUACAUACUUGAAUGUAGUUAAUCGUGUCAAUACUGCAAAAGUACGCGCUCGUACAACCGAUUUAAUACCGUUUAUAAUUUUUCGCAAACUUUCCAAGUUCAUCAGAAUCAGUAGACAUUAAUGUUGAGUAAGAAAAAAUUAUACCGAUAAAUUUUGAAAAUAAAAUCAAUGCCAAAUGUACAGCUAAUCGAACCGAGUGUCUUCGCAUUGUCGUUAAUAAUUCACGGUUUCAUUGUUCGAAGGUUGAUUUAAUCCCGUUGCGAAUUUGGCAAAUAAAAAAAAGAACCAAAAUAUUAAGUUUAUAAAUAGGUGAGUUCUGACAGCUUGAGCAAUCCCAGGGGCGCUUUUAGGUUAUCAGCCAAAGCACGAUGGGUCAUCUGGCAGUCAAGUGGCCCAACUAUAGCGUACAUAUAGGUGGUGCCUUUACUCUCUAUACUAUUAUAUCGCCUCGUGUCUUAGCAUGGUGCUACUGAUGCCAUUAAGGGUCCUGGGAACGUAACGAUAAAACUGUCAGGCUUAAUUUUACCCGCCAGGUAUAUCUGUUCCACGGAACAAGAUAAUAUUCUCAAGUUGGCGCUAAAUAGCAGCCCACCUCGAUUCCGAUGUCGAUGAUUCUGAAACCGCUUGGCUAUAUUUUAUUCCAAAAUUGGAAAAGCACCUGCAACACGUGUUGACCAUGAUUGAUACCAAAUGUACUUAAUGGUUAUUUU